AAUAAAUUGCAAAUUUUAAUCAAUUGUGUAGACAGCAGAAGACUAUAGUCGUCUCUCACUCAUUAUUUACAGAAUGUAUUGUACUCUUUUAUAUUUCGAAGAGAGAGAGAGAGAGAAGACGGAGAGAGCUGGAAUCGUUUUUAAUCGGAGAUCAUCCUCGUGUGUGUUUGAGCUAGCUUCUCCUGUUUGACCGGACUCGCGGAUCUGAUUUAGCUCCGGCUCGUCUCUCGGUAGCUACAGAGUGACAGAGAGUUCAUAACAAGGGUUUGUUUAAUGGAAGACGAUGGCUCUCGCGAUGUGGAUGCACAUAGCCCUUAUGAUCGUUUGCUUGCUCUAAAUCCAAGUUCCGUUGAUUCUUCACAUUGUAACUUGGGUUCGGUUUAUCUAGCGAUGAAGACCUCUUCGAAGCUGGAGUGCGUCGAUGAGCGUGGCCAAGAUGCCCUUAUUACCUCCGUAUGCAACAACAUGGAGGAUGAAGAGGAUGAAGAGUUCGAUGAGUUUGAUCCUUACCUCUUCAUCAAGAACCUCCCCAACUUGUCCUCUGUUGUCCCUACUUUCAGACCCCUCUUGCUUCCUAAACAGACCCGAAGCUGCCCUCCCAUCUCCCUAGUCCUUGACCUCGACGAAACUCUUGUGCACUCUAGUCUAGAACCGUGUGGUGACGUGGAUUUCACAUUCCCUGUACAUUUCAAUGAAGAAGAGCAUAAGGUGUAUGUGCGGUGCCGUCCUCACUUGAAAGAGUUUAUGGAGAGAGUGUCUUCUCUCUUUGAGGUCAUUAUAUUUACUGCUAGCCAAAGUAUCUAUGCCGAGCAGCUUCUGAACGUGAUUGACCGUAAGAGGAAGUUCUUUCGCCAUAGAGUGUACCGUGACUCGUGUGUUUUCUUUGACGGUAACUACCUAAAGGAUUUGUCAAUCCUCGGGCGUGAUUUGUCUCGUGUUAUCAUCGUCGAUAACUCCCCACAGGCAUUUGGGUUCCAAGUGGAGAAUGGGGUGCCAAUAGAGAGCUGGUUUGAUGACCCCUCAGAUAAAGAACUCCUACACUUGUUGCCGUUUCUAGAAAGCUUAGUAGGAGCAGAAGAUGUAAGGCCGAUGAUCGCCAAGAAAUUCAAUCUUAAGGAAAAGAUUGAUGCAGCUGUAGCUGCACCUGAGUAUCCUCCUGCUGAGGCAGGAGAUCCUUUCGAAAGGUAAAAGGAUCAUAAGAGGAGAAGACUUGCUCUCUGGGAGGAUGGAUGCUUUGAAAAGCUUAGUGGAAGUUUCUCUUCCUAUUAUUGAGUCUUGAGGGAUCACAAGUUGGAAGAUAUAUAUCUCAAAUGUUGUUUUCUUAUUAGUUUAAAGAACUUGGUAUACAAAGAAUUAGCCUGUAAACAGUUUUAACUGCAGAAUAAUUAUAAUUUUCUCUCAUUUUCUUUUC
Molecule: messenger RNA, 1411 nt
Organism: Raphanus sativus (radish)
Lineage: Eukaryota; Viridiplantae; Streptophyta; Magnoliopsida; Brassicales; Brassicaceae
Exons: 5
Coding region: 274-1188 (304 amino acids)
Molecular function (GO): phosphoprotein phosphatase activity
Source: RefSeq, a predicted model, not a curated record